AUGGCAGCAGCUUGUUGUGCAGCGCUCGCAGCAGCGGGAAGCGUGCUCCUCCCCAACACAUCCGCCUACAACCAAACCCAAGCCUCCUACUGGUCCCUGCAAGAAUCCUCCCUCUCGCCCUCGUGCUUCGCGCAGCCGCAGACAGCGCAGCAAGCGGCCAACCUCAUCACCAUCCUCACCUCGCACCAGGCAUGCAGCACCACCGACUUUGCAAUCAAAUGCCAAACCCACGCUCCCGCGGCGGGGUUCGCGAAUAUCGCUGGUGGAGUGACGAUCGAUAUUACCGGCCUCAACUCCAUCUCUGUUAGUGAGGACCACUCUAUCGCGUAUGUCGGCGCGGGGAACAGCUGGCUCGACGUCUACGCCUACCUCGACCCGUACAAUAAAUCCGUUGCCGGAGGCCGGAAUGGCGCGGUGGGAGUCGGCGGGCUGACGAUUGGUGGCGGUAUUUCCUACUUCUCCCCCCAAGUCGGGUGGACGUGCGACACGGUGCAGAACUUCGAGGUCGUGCUUGCAUCCGGCGAACUCGUGAACGCCAACGCCACCUCGAACCCCGACCUGUACCGCGCGCUGAAAGGCGGCAAGAACAAUUUCGGGCUCGUGACGCGCUUCGACUUCGCCACCGUCGACAUCACGCGCAUCCUCGGCGGGAACCUGGUGAACGACAUUGCCGAUCGCGCCGCCGUGUUCGCGGCCUUUGCCGACUUCACCACCGCGCCGGACUACGAUGUCCACGCCAGCUGGGUGCUGUCGACCAUCUUCAACGCCACGUCGAAGGCCUGGACGCUCCUCAACGUCCCCGUGUACACGCUCCCCGACACCAGGCCGCUGGUGUACGAGCAGCUGUACGCCGUGCCCAACAUCAGCGACAACCUAGCGCUGACGGAACUGCACGUCCUCGCCAACCAGACAGCCACCCCGCCGCUGAACUGGGGCAUGGGAACGGCGACAUACGGCGUCUCGACGGCCUUCCUGAACGAGAUAUUCGACAUUGUAAACGCCACCAUCUACGACUUCAACCUGCCCGGAGGCGUAGCGUGGAGCAUCGCCUUCGAGCCUCUGCCCACCGUUUUUCUUGCCCCUGGCGCGGGGAAGAACGUUCUCGGCACGACGCCUGCCGAUGGGAAUCAGAUGAUCUUCCUAACGUCGCCAUUCUGGACGGACUCGAGCGCGGAUGCGGAGGUACAUGCAAAGACGGAGGAGAUUCUGACAAAGGUGAAUGCGGCGGCGGAGAAGGCAGGCUUGCUGCGGCAAUUCGAGUAUGCGAAUUACGCCGACUACAGUCAGCAGCCUUUCGAAGGGUAUGGGCAGUCGAAUCUGGAGUUUUUGCUGCAGACGUCGAAGCAGUACGAUCCCAACGGCAUGUUUCAGAAACGCGUACCUGGGGGGUUCAAGCUGCCGGGGGGACAAUGGUGGUGA
Neohortaea acidophila is the source of this 1419-nucleotide messenger RNA. RefSeq lists its product as uncharacterized. The record is from RefSeq and is a predicted model, not a curated record. Bases 1 to 1419 code for a protein of 472 amino acids. NCBI's taxonomy places the organism in Eukaryota, Fungi, Ascomycota, Dothideomycetes, Mycosphaerellales, Teratosphaeriaceae. The transcript has 2 exons. Gene Ontology annotation, molecular function: FAD binding.